CGUGUAAACCAGGAAGUCGCUAAGAGAGAAGUGUUGUGUUGGCAUUCAGGAGAAAUUUGGAGCAAAGUACAAUUAAACUGUCAAUUCUUUCGACCCGCGCGUCCACAUACAUCAGCCCGGCGUUUCGUAAUGCAGAAACACCUCAACUGAGCGACAUUUUCUCUCGAUAAAAAAGAGCAGUGCUGACGAAGGAGGAUGGGGAAGAAGGAUGCCUCUGCCACCAGGUUACCGGUUGAUCAGUACAGAAAACAGAUUGGUAAGCAGGACUACAAAAAGACGAAGUCAGCCUUGAAGGCCACACGGCUGAAAGCUGAAGCAAAGAAGAGUUCCUCUGGAUUUAGGGAUGCUUUCCUGGUCAUCGCAGCAAUCCUGUUAUUUGUCCUCUGUGUCUACGCCUUCUUCUACCUCAACCUGAGCACUGAGAUUAACCUGGACCUGGAUGUGGAUUAAUGUGCCGAUGAUGUCUCGUCUCUCUGCAUCAUACACGAGGACCGGAGACAGCCUGUCAGCUUUUUUAUACACUUUCGGUGGCACGGUGACGAUGAACUGCCUCUUCAGGAGAAAUGAGACAAUGCAUCACUUUUCAGGCCAUUUUUUGGCAUUGAAUUUCUUCUUUUCUUGUCUAUUCUGCACGGGAGCACUCAUACUGUAAUGAAUAUUGUAAUGACAUAUAUGUUCGGGUGCUUUCACACCUGUCGUUUGGUUCAUUUGGUCCGCACCAAGGGGAACAAUUAUGCAUUUCAGUUAGGCUCCAGUUUCUGAUCACACAAAACACAAUCAAGAGGAGUAAACAUGAAGUUACACAGAUUAAAAAGGUAAUUUAUUGAUUGGAAAGUGCUUGUGAUUGUCAUCCUGCAUCAUCAGGACCCAUAUAUUAUCAUCUAUACAUGGCCUAAUAUGGAUCAAUUAAAAGAUUGCUUCCAGAAUAGAUUUUAGCAGAUUUUUAGACAUUUGUAAUACAUUUUUAGUAACUCCUGCUAAAAUCACAUAUUUGCUAUCAUAACAUCCUGUUGUUGCUUCAUUUGCUUUCACACCUUGACGGCGAUGACCUUCUCAGUCUCACUUUAGUUGUUUGGUCUGAACCAGGUUUCGAUUGGCAGCUUUCACAUCAGCCCAAAUGAACCAUGCUAACCAGGAAACACCUGCGUUUGUUUGAACCAAACAAGUUCGGUGUGAAAGCACUCUUCGUUUCUAUUCUUUCCCCGUGCCUGGAUCUUUGAGAGCUUUGCCUCUCAGUGACCUCUUCCUCUGUGGAACUUGCAUGACAAGAGCAAAGGAAAUUAGCCUCUAUUUUUUUUAAAAACAAAUCUUCCAAACUACAGUCGACACCAAGCCUCUGUUAAUCAUAUUCUGCGGAGUCACGUCCCACUGUUUUCUCCACUAAUAGAAAAAUGUAAAUCUCCAACUGAACCUCUCGUCACAUCGAGACAAACACUUGCCUCACAUUCCAGUGCACAAACCUCUCCUCCCGGAUAUCUGGAGAUCACAAAGUGUGAGAUUAGAAUCCACAAAGCCCUCGCCCUGAUUGAAUGUGUGUGCAGAAUACAGAACAACACAUUCUACCUGCCGCACAUACAUGCAGCACGGAGACAGACAUCCACAGGAUUAGCAUUACAAAUAUGAUCCUGUUCUUUCAUUUGAAUGGAAAUUACAGAGAUGAGUGAUGACUGAAUGGAUGUGAGCCUGUAUGUUUCUCAUAAGGAACACCUUGAUAAUCUUCCGUCUUGUCAAAUAUAUGCAUUGUUGUCCCCUUAAGGAUGUGUCUACAGAUGAAUAUGAAGGUUUGUCAAAGCCUUUUUAUCCCUACUCUUUGUGCACUAGUACUGCAAGGUGCAAGGACUGACCUUCCAUUAACCAUUUCAGUCCGAGUGCUUCUGCUCUUUCAGAGAUUCUUUGUAGCAAAGGAGUGCAGAGUCAGGGGCUUUUUUAUUAAGUCAAUUUGCUUUUUAUGGUUUUGUUUGAAAAUGCCAUUUUUUUUCAUGUCAUUAUCACUUUCUAUUCCAUGUUUUUCUCAGCAAAGAUCGAACUAUCAAUAGCAAUACUGUUCUGAUUUGUUGUUUUGGAUAUGACUCUUUGAUAUUAGUGUAAUACAUAAAAGGCAAAUACCAAAUACACAGGAGGCCUUGU
Molecule: messenger RNA, 2127 nt
Organism: Centropristis striata (black sea bass)
Lineage: Eukaryota; Metazoa; Chordata; Actinopteri; Perciformes; Serranidae
Gene: triqk
Product: triple QxxK/R motif containing
Exons: 4
Coding region: 196-450 (84 amino acids)
Cellular component (GO): endoplasmic reticulum membrane
Source: RefSeq, a predicted model, not a curated record